Pichia kudriavzevii is the source of this 768-nucleotide messenger RNA. RefSeq lists its product as uncharacterized. Gene Ontology annotation, biological process: cytoplasmic translation. Gene Ontology annotation, cellular component: ribosome; cytosolic large ribosomal subunit. Lineage: Eukaryota; Fungi; Ascomycota; Pichiomycetes; Pichiales; Pichiaceae. The transcript is spliced from 2 exons. Gene Ontology annotation, molecular function: structural constituent of ribosome; RNA binding. Bases 1 to 768 code for a protein of 255 amino acids. The record is from RefSeq and is a predicted model, not a curated record.
AUGGGUAGAGUUAUUAGAAACCAAAGAAAGGGUGCAGGUUCCAUUUUCACUGCUCACACCAGAUUAAGAAAGGGUGCAGCAAAGUUGAGAACCUUAGAUUACGCUGAAAGACACGGUUACAUCAGAGGUGUCGUUAAGCAAAUCAUCCACGACCCAGGUAGAGGUGCACCAUUAGCUAAAGUUGCAUUCAGAGACCCAUACAGAUUCAAGCAAAGAGAAGAAACCUUCAUUGCUAACGAAGGUGUCUACACUGGUCAAUUCAUCUACUGUGGUAAGUCUGCUUCUUUAAACAUUGGUAAUGUCUUACCUUUAGGUUCUCUUCCAGAAGGUACCAUUGUCUCCAACGUUGAAGAAAAGGUUGGUGACAGAGGUGCUUUAGGUAGAACUUCUGGUAACUACGUUAUCAUUAUCGGACACAACCCAGAAGAAAACAAGACCAGAGUUAAGUUGCCAUCUGGUGCAAAGAAGAUCAUCUCUUCUGAUGCUAGAGGUGUCAUUGGUGUCGUUGCUGGUGGUGGUAGAAUCGACAAGCCAUUGUUGAAGGCAGGUAGAGCAUUCCACAAGUUCAAGGUCAAGAGAAACUCAUGGCCAAAGACCAGAGGUGUUGCUAUGAACCCAGUUGAUCACCCUCAUGGUGGUGGUAACCAUCAACAUAUUGGUAAGGCUUCUACCAUUUCCAGAGGUGCAGUUUCUGGUCAAAAGGCUGGUUUGAUUGCUGCUAGAAGAACUGGUUUACUCAGAGGUUCUAACAACAAGAACGAUGACUAA